UCAGACACCCGAGCGGGAGCGUCGCCAUAGGCUCCUCCCCAGCCCCAACCCUGCUGCCCAGCGGCAGAACGAGCAGCGGCCCGGGCCUCGCGCUGUUGCAAGCCGGCUCCUUGUGCGUUCGCCGCCCCCCUUCCCCGGAGCGCCAGGCUCCCAUCGCCUUCCUCUUCCCCUCCCGGCCCCCCGGCUUCCGCGCGCCGCCGGCCACCAACCCGCUCGCCACCAUGUCCGUAGAACUGGAAGAGGCGCUGCCCCUGACCCCGGCCGAGGAGGCCCCCGGCACCCCCGAGAAAAAGCCGGCCGGUAAGAAGGCCAAGGCGGGCUCCUCGUCGCUGUCGCCCUCCAAGAAGAAGAAGAACAACAAGAAGAAGAACCAGCCGGGCAAGUACAGCCAGCUGGUGGUGGAGACGAUCCGUAAGCUGGGCGAGCGCAACGGCUCUUCGCUGGCCAAGAUCUACAACGAGGCCAAGAAGGUGCCUUGGUUCGACCAGCAGAACGGGCGCACCUACCUCAAGUACUCCAUCAAGGCCCUGGUGCAGAACGACACGCUGCUGCAGGUGAAGGGGACGGGCGCCAACGGCUCCUUCAAGCUCAACAAGAAGAAGCUCGAGGGUGGCGGCGACAAGAAGGCCUCUGGCUCGGCCGCCUCGCACCACAAGGCCAAGAAGGCGGUGCCCUCGACGUCUACCGCGUCCACCUCGGCGCGGCGAAGCGACAAGAAGCCGGCCAAGGCCAAGAAGCCCGAGAAGCGCUCCCACAAGAAGGGCGCGGGCGGCGGCGGGAGUAGCGGCAAGAAGGACAAAGGCAAGGCCAAGAAAUCGGCCAAGAAGGCGUCUUCGUCCGGGGGCAAGAAGGUGAAGAAGUCGGCCAAGCCCAGCGUGCCCAAGGUGCCCAAGGGCAGGAAGUGAGCGCGCCGCGGCCCGGGUGGGGAGGGAGGGGGCGGACGAGACGCUCCGGGGCGCUGGGGCUGCUCGGCCGGGGGUGGAGGCGGGGUGCGCGCCCCGCUCUUCCCCGCCCCCCACUCUGCAAACUCCCCCUUCCGCCCUUCCCCCCGCCCACCCUGCGGUACCCAAGCUGUGACAGCCGCCACCCACCGAGUGCCCUCCCUCCGCCACGAACUGAGCGAGUCGACUGGGACCGAAAUCGGGUGGAGAGGCAGGACUCGCCGCCCCGACGCCAAAAUGGUUAUUUUUAUAGCGAUUUGCUCGGGGGUGGGGGAGGGGAUCCCGGUUCCUUUUUUUUUUUAAGCCCUUUGUGUAGGUUUUGUACUGUUUGUUUACAGGGCUGCCCUACCUCCGACUCCAGGACUGUUCCGGGCCUGAACCACGGGGGUCCCGGGGGCCGGGGGGGAAUGGGGCGCGGGGAUAUGUCGGGAUGCCUUCCCGAACUACCCUCCCACAGCUUGGCCUUCUCCGAUCCCCGCCCCCGGCUGCUGUAGCGAUUUUUUUUGUUGUUGUUUGCUUUAGAAUUUUGAAACAGCCCCGGCGACGCCCUUAUUGGCUCUCGCCAUUGGCAACGGGACGGUCGCCAUGGCGACGGGUCCUUGGGCUCCAAUUGCUGGAGCCCGCGUGCGCGGGGGGAGGGGCGGGCGAGGCCGCUGGUUGGCUGCGUGUGUCCUGGCGCUCGAGAAGGGGGCGGGAGGGAAGCCGCCCCACCCUCCUCCCCCGGGCCCGGCUCGGGCGGGCUCGUGCCCCUCCCCUCCGUGGGGGUGGGGGGGGCUGGGGUGCUGGGGACCAGGGUUCCCCUACGCUGUGUGGGGAGCCCGGCGGGAACUUAAUGCCUUUUGUGCGCAGUGUACAAUCGCUCGGGGCCGCGGCCUUUCCGGCACGCAGUGGAUCGGGGCCCUCGGCGCUUUCACUUGUCCUCUUUGGCCUUUUUACUAUUUUUUUUUUUUGGCUCAAUAAAUUGUUUAAACCUUU
Messenger RNA from Trichosurus vulpecula (common brushtail), 1916 nucleotides. Its product is annotated as histone H1.10. Lineage: Eukaryota; Metazoa; Chordata; Mammalia; Diprotodontia; Phalangeridae. Bases 222 to 905 code for a protein of 227 amino acids. The transcript has a single exon. The record is from RefSeq and is a predicted model, not a curated record. Gene Ontology annotation, biological process: nucleosome assembly. Gene Ontology annotation, molecular function: structural constituent of chromatin; DNA binding. Gene Ontology annotation, cellular component: nucleosome.